GAAUUUAGAAAACGAUGUAAAAGCGAAACUGAAAAAGAUUACGUCAAGAAAUUAACUAGCGAAUUUUGCAUAAGUUCUUCGCUGGAUCAUGUUAACAUCGUUCGUACUGUGGACUUGGUGCAAGAUGAAAAUCAUAAUUGGUGCGAGGUCAUGGAAUAUUGCGCUGGUGGGGAUUUAUAUUCUGCUAUUAAGGCUGGCUAUAUGACGUCAGUGGAGAUCAAUUGCUGUUUUAAGCAGCUCAUCUCAGGUGUUGCUUAUAUACAUUCAAUGGGAGUUGCGCACAGAGACAUAAAACCCGAAAAUCUUCUCCUGGAUGAUAAUGGUCAUUUGAAAAUCACCGAUUUCGGUGUGUCAGACGUCUUCCGUACAUGUUGGGAAGAAUGUGCUCAUCUCUCCAAAGGCCUCUGUGGUAGUGAACCCUACAUUGCUCCUGAACAGUUUCAAACAAGCGAAUAUGAUGCCCGUCUUGUAGAUGUCUGGGCGUGUGGAAUAGUAUAUUACUGUAUGAUAUAUCAAGGCAUUCCAUUCCGAAUGGCAUGUCCACCGGAUCCACAUUAUGCUGCAUAUUUGGAGGCGAGGAAAACAAAUAGCUAUGAACAAAUUGAGCGUUUGCCAAGGGGAUGUAGAGACCUAUUGUAUCAGAUACUAGAACCAGAUACAACAAAGAGACUUACGAUAGACGAGAUUUGUAUGGAUUUAUGGUUUCAGGAGAUUGAAGUAUGUACUAAUCCACCAUGUAUGUUAUUACAUGAGCAUCAGCAUGUUUGUUUGAAGGAGAAUGGGAACGGUAAACUAUAG
Paraglomus brasilianum is the source of this 798-nucleotide messenger RNA. The record is from the annotation of a GenBank genome assembly. Lineage: Eukaryota; Fungi; Glomeromycota; Glomeromycetes; Paraglomerales; Paraglomeraceae.